AUUACACACACACACAUAAAUAUAUAAUAACAAUAACAACAAUGUAUUCUGAAAUUGUAAUAUGGCCGUAGUCGGCAUAUCAAAAUUAAACCCGGUCAAUGAUAACCAUAAAAUUGAAUUAUUAAAAUUAAAAAAAAAAAAACAGAAAACAAAAAAAUCAUGGUGUAUAUUAAAUCUAUCAAUAGUUAAAAUAUAAAAAUCAGUAUUGUUAAUAAAACAAAAUUUUCAUUGUAAAAUAUAAUUAUUUUCUUUUUUUUUUUUUAAUAAAAUAAUUGUGUGUAUAUCUAUAUAUACACAUAUGUAAUAAAUAAAAUAGCAUUAUUAUGUCUUCAAUGUCAUCAAAUAAUAAAUUAAUAAACAAUGAAGUUGAUCAACAGGGUGAUAGUGAUCCAGAUGAUUCAUCAUAUGAUGAUAGUGAUCCACUUAAAUCAGAAUUAAAAAAUAUACAAAGUGUUAUAAAUGUAACACGUCAAAAUAUUGAUGCAUUAAAUAAUAAAUUUGUAUCAUCAUAUCAACCAAAUCCAUCAUCAAUAUAUUUAAUUGAAUAUAAUGAAUUAACAACAAAAUUACAUGAAUUAGAAUGUAAAGAACAAAAAUUAAAUGCAUUACUUAAUUGUCCAAGAACACCACUUAAAACAUUAUUACGUGCACAUUUACCAAAUCAACAAAGAACAAGUGUACAAGUACGAGAGGGUAUGGCACUACGUGAUGCACUUGCAAGAGCUAUGAAACUACGUAAUUUAACAACUGAAAUGUGUGUUGUUUAUACUGUUCGUAAUGACAAUUCAAAAUGUCCAAUACAAUGGGAUACAGAUAUAUCACUGCUUGAAUGUGAUGAAAUAUCAGUUGAAAUAUCAGAUAAAUUUCCAAUAACAACAUCAAUAUCACAUAAUUUUGUUAGAAAAACAUUUUUUUCAUUAUCAUUUUGUGAAUGUUGUAGAAAAUUAUUAUUUCAAGGUUUUUAUUGUCGUACAUGUAACUAUAGAUUUCAUCAAAGAUGUGCUGGUGGUGUACCAGCAUUAUGUCAUCAAGUUAGAUUACAAGAUGCAUAUUAUAAAGCAUUAUUAGCACAUAAUCCAGAAACAUCAGCUGGUAUAUUAGAAUUACCAAGUGCAUAUGGUUUAAGUAGUAGAAGUAUGUCACCAUCAUUAGUAUCACAUACACGUAAUAAUAAUAAUAAUAAUCAACAUCAUUCACAUUCACAUCAUUCUCAUCAUCAUCAUCAUCAACAUCAUCAACAACAACAACAAAGACAUCCACGUACACUUGGACAACAUGAUAGAUCAAGUUCAGCACCAAAUGUUUGUUUUAAUAUGGUUAAUAAACAACAAUUAGGUGAACAAUUAACAACAAUUGAUGAUUAUAAUAAAACACAAAAUUCAAAUCGUACAAUUGGUAUAAUACAAAGUCCAAUAUCACCUGGUAAUAGUCCAACAAAACAUAGUCAAUCAACACAAGCAAGUCCAACAUCAACAUUAAGACCAAAAAGACCAAGAGCAAGAUCAGCUGAUGAAUCAUCAAAAAAUUUAUUAGCACCACGUGAAUCAAUUGAAGAUUGGGAAAUACCAGCUGAUGAAAUAUUAGUUGGACCAAGAAUUGGUUCUGGUUCAUUUGGUACUGUUUAUAAAGCACAUUGGCAUGGACCAGUUGCUGUUAAAACAUUAAAUGUUAAAAUACCAACAACAGCACAAUUACAAGCAUUUAAAAAUGAAGUUGCUGUAUUACGUAAAACACGUCAUGUUAAUAUAUUAUUAUUUAUGGGUUGUGUUAGUAAACCACAAUUAGCUAUUGUAACACAAUGGUGUGAGGGUUCAUCAUUAUAUAAACAUUUACAUGUAUUUGAAUCAAAAUUUGAAUUAUUAACACUUAUUGAAAUUGGUAGACAAACAGCACAAGGAAUGGAUUAUUUACAUGCUAAAAAUAUUAUACAUAGAGAUUUAAAAAGUAAUAAUAUAUUUCUUCAUGAUGAUUUAACUGUUAAAAUUGGUGAUUUUGGAUUGGCAACAGCUAAAACAAGAUGGUCUGGUUCACAACAAUUUCAUCAACCAACUGGUUCAAUAUUAUGGAUGGCACCAGAAGUUAUUAGAAUGCAAGAAGAAAAUCCAUAUAGUUUUCAAUCAGAUGUUUAUGCAUUUGGUGUUGUAUCAUUUGAACUAUUAGCUGGACAAUUACCAUAUUCAAAUAUUAAUAAUAAAGAUCAAAUAUUAUUUAUGGUUGGACGUGGUCGUUUACGUCCUGAUUUAAAUAAAUUAAGAUCAGAUACACCAAAAGCAUUAGAAAGAUUAACUGAAAAUUGUAUUAAAUUUUCAAGAGAUGAUAGACCAAUAUUUCGUCAAAUACUUGCUAGUCUUGAGGGACUUAUACGUGGUUUACCUAAAAUAACAAGAUCAGCAUCAGAACCAAAUUUAAAUCGUACACAAUUACAAUCAGAUGAUUUUCUUUAUGCUUGUGCAUCACCAAAAACACCAGUUAAUUUUCAAUUUGGUGCAUUUCCAUUUUAUCCAACUGGUGGUAAUAUUUAAACAAGUGCCUCAAAUGAAAUUAAAUUUGGAAUUAAUGCAAAAACCAUGGAUGCAAUGGCAUGAAAGAAAUGGUACAGUUGAUGAAAACAAUUCAUGAUACAAGUACAAUUGUUGAUUGUUGUUGCUUGUGCCAUCAUACACAUCAACUUUUAGUGAUGAUAAUAAGUACCAUGAUUUAAAACAAUCAUCAUCAAAAGCUUUCCAGUGUGUUGAACGUAUUCGUGAAUCACUUAAGUUUGCAUUUCGAUUGGUAGUAAUAGUAAUGUCAAUCAAUUUCGAAAUGCAAGUGCGAUUGUUGAGGUAAUAAGCCACUUGAAGGUUGUACUAUUUAAUCAGCAUUUCUAGCAAGAAUAUGCCUGUCACCACAUGAUUUGAUAAAUCAUCUGUAAGUGUGACUGAUUUAAUAAAUUUCGUUGUAUCUAGAUUUCGAUAUAGUUCAUCGUGAAAUAAUUAAUUGUUGAUUCAAACAAUUAAAUUUAAUUAAUUUACCACGUGCCGAUUUUAAUGAAAGCCUUUUGUCGUGCUGAAUCGUU
Messenger RNA from Aphidius gifuensis, 3055 nucleotides. It is a transcript of the gene Raf, whose product is annotated as raf homolog serine/threonine-protein kinase Raf. The record is from RefSeq and is a predicted model, not a curated record. The coding region runs from base 324 to 2522 and encodes 732 amino acids. Gene Ontology annotation, biological process: signal transduction; protein phosphorylation. NCBI's taxonomy places the organism in Eukaryota, Metazoa, Arthropoda, Insecta, Hymenoptera, Braconidae. Gene Ontology annotation, molecular function: protein kinase activity; ATP binding. The transcript is spliced from 3 exons.